This is a messenger RNA of Paramecium sonneborni, 3204 nucleotides long. NCBI's taxonomy places the organism in Eukaryota, Ciliophora, Oligohymenophorea, Peniculida, Parameciidae. The record is from the annotation of a GenBank genome assembly.
UAUAUUAAUAAUGUUUCAGAAGGCACAUUCCACUAAUUUACUUAUUGAAAUGGUAGAGCAUGUAGAUGAUGACAAGUUUCUGGAUCGUAAAUUAGAGCAAGAAUGUGAUAGUUUUAAUGACAAAAUAGGUAUCAUAUAUUAAAAUUUUAGAUACAAGAAGUCUAAUUUUGAAGACUAUAAAUAUCUUUGGAAAACAAAAAUAAAGUUAAGAUGCAAGGAUAAUAGAGAUUACGGGAGAGAAGUAGCCAUCUUCAAUCCCAAAUAUAGUCAAGAAUUAAAAAUAUAGCAUAAUCACAUUCAUUCCUAUUGUGCUAUUUGACUAAUUCAGGUAUUUUUUUAAUUUGUUUUUCCUCUUAAUCACCUUGUCAUAAUUUAUAGAACCAUUGAAAGUAGGAUUCCUAUUUUCUUAUGUGGCUCCACUUGUAUUUGUAAGCAAUAUUGAUUUUAUGAGAGGUCCUUACGCUAACUUUAAUUAAAGAGGCAUAUGAUGAUUUUAAAAGAUUUUUAAGAGAUAGGGAGGCUAAUUCACAGUUAUAUAAUAAGAUUUUAUUGAAUGAUGUGGUUUCAAUUAAAUCAUCAUAAUUAAGAGUUGGAGAUGUUAUAGAAGUUCAGGCAAAUUAAAGAGUACCAGCUGAUUGUGUACUUUUGAGGACUUCAGAAAGGAGUGGUACAGUUUUUAUUAGAACUGAUCAGUUGGAUGGAGAAACUGAUUGGAAAUUAAGAAGUGGAUUAAAGUUAACUGAGUUAGGAUAGUUUUUCGGUAGUACUUUGAUUGUUGAAGCUCCUAAAUUAGAUAUCUAUGAUUUUAAAGGUAGGAUUAAAAUAGAUGAAGUAAAAGAAUCUAUUUCAAUUGAUAACACAUUAUGGGCAAAUACUUAUGUAGCAGCAGGGAAGGUUACUUGUGUUAUAAUUUAUACAGGAAGAGAAUGCAGAUCAUCUAUGAAUUAAAGAGGAAGUAGAUUAAAAAUGGGUAGAUUAGAUAGAGAACUUAAUUUUUUGUCAAAAGUAUUGUUUUGUUUCAUGUGUAUAUUAGCAGGUGGAAUUUUGAUACUCACACCUGAUAAUGAUGUCUUCAUCAACUUAUUAUAAUUUUUUAGAUAUGUCUUAUUGCUAUCUAGUAUAAUACCUAUUUCAUUGAGAGUUAAUUUAGACUUUUCUAAAUUAGUAUUUUCAAUGAAGAUUAAUUCUGAUAAAGAUAUAGCCGGGGCUAUGGCAAGAAAUUCUUAGAUUCCUGAAGAAUUAGGAAGAGUUCAUUAUAUAUUAAGUGAUAAGACUGGUACUUUAACUUAGAAUUGUAUGACAUUCAAAAAAUUAGCAUUAGAAAGCAAUACAUAUACUGCUAAAGAUUUGAAUGUAGUUAAUAAAAUAUUGAAAAGACAAUUUUCAGCUAAUCCUGUUCCUUUACAUGAUAUCAUUACUGGUAAAACAAAAAGAAAUUCAAGAAGAAAUAAAGAUGUUGUACUGAGAGACUUAAUCUAAUGUUUGUCUCUAUGUCAUAAUGUUACUCCAAUUAUAGAAAAUGGAGUUAGAUCAUUUUAGGCAAGUAGUCCUGAUGAGAUAGCAUUGGUUUAAAUAAGUGAAUAAAUGGGAAUAUAAUUGAUAUCAAGAACUGCUGAAUAAAUGGUUAUCUAAACUCCUAAUAAGAUUGAAACAUUCAAGAUUAUAUAAGAAUUUCCUUUUAGCAGUGAAAGAAAACGAAUGGGAAUAAUUGUAUAAUCAGAUUCAAUAGAUGGUUACUUCUUUUAUCUUAAAGGAGCUGAUUAAAUCAUAAAGAAUAAAGUUCCUGAAGUUUAAAGAGGAUUUUUAAUGGAUGAAGCAGAAAUGCUAAGUAGAGAAGGUUUACGUACACUUGUAAUGACAUAAAAAUACAUGACAGUAGACGAAUUUAAAAGAUGGUAAAGUUAAUACGAAUUGGCAAAAUUAUCAAUGGAAGAGAGAGAAAUAAAGAUUAAUUAAGUUUUGGAAUAAUUAGAGUAAGGAAUGGAAUUUUUAGGGAUAUCUGGUGUAGAAGAUUUGUUAUAAGAAGAUAUAAAUCAUUGUAUUGAUUAACUUAGAAAUGCUGGUAUUAAAAUUUGGAUGUUAACAGGUGAUAAAGUUGAAACAGCUUAAUGCAUAGGUAUAUCAGCGGGACUUAAAACACCAUAAUAAGAAAUGUUUACAAUAAAGGAAGCUGAUUCCUUAAAUAUUUAGAAUCUUUUGAAUUAAUUUUCAGCUAAACACAAUUCAAUCUUAGUAAUUGAUGGUAUUUCUUUGAGUCUUGCUUUUAAUGAUCAUUUUGAUUAAUUUAUGUAUGUAACAAGUAGAGCACCUUGUGUAAUUUGUUGUAGAUGUUCACCUACUUAAAAAGCAUAAGUUGUUGAAGCUAUAAAAAAAAACACAAAUUAGGUAACUUUGGCUAUAGGAGAUGGAGGAAAUGAUGUUUCUAUGAUAUAGGCAGCAGAUAUAGGAAUAGGAAUAGUUGGAAAAGAAGGGAAAUAAGCUGCAUUAGCAAGUGAUUUUUCAAUUAUGAAAUUUAAAGAUUUAUCGACUCUUUUACUUUGGCAUGGAAGAUUAGCUUAUAAGAGAUCUUCAGUAAUGGCUUAAUUUGUAAUGCACAGAGGAUUAGUGAUAUCAAUUAUCUAGGCUAUAUUUAGUUUAGUAUUUUAUGGAAUAGCUAUUCCAAUAUAUAAUGGAUAUUUGAUGUUAGGAUAUGCAACUGUUUUUACUGUUCUACCAGUCUUUUCUUUGAUCUUUGAUGAAGACAUUACAAAGAAUAAAGCUUUAGAGUUUGCUGAACUUUACAAAUCUUUAUAAAAAGGAAGAGAAGUAACAACUAAAACUUUUUUAAUUUGGUUAUGGAAAAGUAUCUAUUAAGGUACUGUGAUUAUGUCAUUAUCUUUUUUGUGUUUUUAGAAUAAUUUUUUGUAACUUGUAACAGUAACAUUUACAGCUUUAAUAAUGAUAGAAUUACUUAAUGUAAUUACUGAACUUAAAACUUUUAAAUUCAUGACUUUAGUUAGCUAAUUUAUAUCAAUUAGUUUAUAUUUGUGUUGCAUCUAUUUUAUGAGAGAUAUUAUUAAUUUAAGUGAAAUUACAAUCAACUUUGUAAUAAAUGUGGGAUUACUUGUACUUGCAAGUUGGUUUCCUUUACAUUUAGUUAAAUAGGCCAUACAUAAGUACUACCCUUCAGAGGCUGAUAAAAUAAUGGAAAAAAUUAAACAUUGA